This is a messenger RNA of Trichoderma harzianum CBS 226.95, 2950 nucleotides long. RefSeq lists its product as hypothetical. Gene Ontology annotation, molecular function: protein binding; RNA binding. Gene Ontology annotation, cellular component: catalytic step 2 spliceosome. Lineage: Eukaryota; Fungi; Ascomycota; Sordariomycetes; Hypocreales; Hypocreaceae. The transcript has a single exon. Gene Ontology annotation, biological process: mRNA splicing, via spliceosome. The record is from RefSeq and is a predicted model, not a curated record. Bases 178 to 2709 code for a protein of 843 amino acids.
AAAACAUCAUCCGCGCCGUCUCGAUCGUGGGUCGACGACAGAGGCAACUCGCUUUGUGCAACUGCAUUGUCUCGCCUUCUCGCUUGUAUCCAGCUUCGAUUGCUUUUCUCCUUCUUUGACUCUUCCCCUUUACGAAUCUCGACGACACUUCCGUUCUUCAGCCAGAUCGCGAAAACGAUGGCGUCGGCCGUGGUCGACAUGCCGCACCGCGAGCGCGGAAAGCAGCGAGAGGGCGGCGAUUCCUAUCGUCCCGCUCGUGCUGCGCGCUCGCCCGUGCCGGUGCCGGUGCGGACGGAGGAGGAGAAGCAGGCAGCGGCAAAGGCCGAGUACGAGAAGCUGCUCAACAUGCGGUCGGGAGGCACGUACAUUCCGCCCGCGAGGCUCAGGGCGCUGCAGGCACAGAUCACGGACAAGACCAGCAAGGAGUACCAGCGGAUGGCCUGGGAGGCGCUCAAGAAGAGCAUCAACGGCCUGAUCAACAAGGUCAACACGGCCAACAUCAAGCACAUCGUCCCCGAGCUGUUUGGCGAGAACCUUAUCCGGGGGCGGGGCCUGUUCUGCCGGUCCAUCAUGAAGGCCCAGGCUGCCAGCUUGCCCUUCACGCCCAUCUACGCGGCCAUGGCGGCCAUUGUCAACACCAAGCUGCCGCAGGUUGGCGAGCUGCUCAUCAAGCGCCUCAUCAUGCAAUUCCGCAAGGGCUUCAAGCGAAACGACAAGGCCGUCUGCCUCUCCUCGACGACGUUCCUCGCGCACCUGAUCAACCAGCAGGUCCAACAUGAGAUGCUAGCCGGCCAGAUCCUGCUGCUGCUCCUGCACAAGCCGACGGACGACAGCGUGGAGAUUGCCGUGGGGUUCUGCAAGGAGGUCGGGCAGUACUUGGAGGAGAUGCAGCCUGCCAUCUCCAUGGCCGUCUUCGACCAGUUCCGCAACAUCCUUCACGAGUCCGACAUCGACAAGCGAACCCAGUAUAUGAUUGAGGUGCUUUUCCAGAUCCGAAAGGACAAGUUCAAGGAUAGCCCGGCGAUCAAGGAAGAGCUGGACCUGGUUGAGGAGGAGGACCAAAUUACACACAAGGUUGAGCUUGAUGGCGAGAUUGAUGUUCAGGAUGGACUCAACAUCUUCAAAUUCGACUCCGAGUGGGAGGAACACGAAGAGGCUUACCGGAAACUCAAGGCGGAAAUUCUCGGCGAGGGUAGCGACGAUGAAGAUGGUGAGGAUGACGAGGACGAGAGCGAUGAAGAGGAGGAGGAGGAAUCGAAAGCCAUGGAGAUCAAAGACCAGUCUAACGCCGACUUGGUCAAUCUACGAAGAACCAUCUACCUCACAAUCAUGUCGAGCGCCGAUCCAGAGGAAGCAGUCCACAAAUUGAUGAAGAUCAAUCUGCCCGCUGGCCAGGAGCCUGAGCUGCCAUCCAUGAUUGUCGAGUGUUGCUCCCAGGAAAAGACAUACACCAAGUUCUUUGGCCUGAUUGGCGAGCGGUUUGCCAAGAUCAACCGUUUGUGGUGCGAUCUCUUUGAGCAGGCCUUUGCCAAGUACUACGAGACUAUCCACCGAUAUGAGAACAACAAGCUACGAAACAUUGCCAUGUUGUUCGGCCACAUGUUUGCCGCCGACUCCCUCGGCUGGCACUGCCUCUCCGUCAUCCACCUGAACGAGGAUGAAACCACGUCCAGCAGUCGUAUCUUCAUCAAGAUUCUGUUCCAGCACAUCUCAGAGGAAGUCGGCAUGGUCAAGCUGAGAGCACGCAUGACUGAUGAAACCCUACGACCCAGCCUCGAAGGCAUCUUCCCCCGCGAGAACCCCCGCAACAUUAGAUUCUCCAUCAACUACUUUACCAGCAUCGGCAUGGGUGUUUUGACAGAGGAGAUGCGAGAGCACCUCCAGAACAUGCCCAAGCCCGCGCUCCCCGCACCCCCUGCCCAGGAUCGCUCGGAUUCGGAGUCUGUCUCAAGCUACUCAUCUUAUACCCGCUCAUCAUACUCUUCUCGAUCUCGCUCCCGUUCUCGAUCUGCGGCUCGUCGUGACGACAGUCAAGGCCGAUCCCUUUCCCGAACACCGCCACGACGUGGUGCAAGGGACCGAUCGUACUCUGACUCGCGGUCACGGUCACGGUCUCGGUCUGGCUCUGUCUCGUCUCGUGGAAGAGAUCGAGGGUCGUACUCUGCCAGUCCUCCCAGACGGGGAGGCCGACGAGAUGCUACUAGAAGCCGAAGCUACUCCUCGCGCUCGCGCUCCUCACAGUCUCCACCAACACAACGGAAUCGCGGUCGUGCGCGAAGCAACUCGUACAGCUCCUACAGCCGCUCCCCAUCCCCACCGCGACGGGAGAGGAACGCAAACUCGGCCAGCCCGCCGCCUCGACGGGGCCGACCGCGCCAGAGCCCCGGCGGACCUGCUGGUCGUAGAAACAGCUCGUCUGUCAGCAGCGGAGGACCUCGAAAGAAGCUCAGACGGGAUAUCAGCCGAUCGCCGUCCCGCGAGGACUCGAGGUCAAAGUCGAGAUCAAGGUCUCCGGUCGCUCCUUCACGCGGCAGAAGGGCCUCUUACAGCCCGUCGCGCAGCCGUAGUCCCCCUUCGCGCAGAGCAAGGGGUGAUUCGGCAGAUCGUCCGCGAGAGACGAGUCCUGUGCCGAUGAAGAGGCGGCGGUAUGAUAGUGAGAGCGUGUCCAGGUCACCGCCUCCUGUGAAGCGUGGUCGGCGGGAGACUUGAGGUUUCGGUAUAUCCCUGUAAAAUUGGUAUAAUUAUUAUUACCCUUUUUUUAAUUUAUAUCUUUAUCGCCAGAUUGGGACGGUUUCGUGAAAUGGGCUGGGAAUGGAUAUGUGUGUAAUGGAUUGAAUGGGAUUGGGGAGAUUUAUCCUGGGUUUACCUACAUCAAGUUUUGGCCCCCUUCUUUAUUGAUGUCAUUAGCGCUUAAACAUUGAAAAUGAACAUUUAAUGUGUACCUUGGCCA